UUUCUUUUCCAUGGUCUAUAAAGUCCAGAGAAAAAAGUGUAGGAUCAGUCAACAGACGAGCGAACCCAGAGAGUGAGGGCUGAGAGAGAUCGUGCCAAGCUCUGCCAGAAUGAAAAACGAAAACCUUGACAUCAGUAUGAAAACAUUUCAAGGUAUCCCAAGAGAAUGAUGCUUCUAUAGCUGCUCAACAACCAGAAGACAGAAAGGAUGUGGGUAACCAAUGUUGUAGUUCUUUGCCUCCUGGCCGUUGUGGCCUCCGGAGAAGACAAGAAGAAGCUGAGCAGCCAUGCCACCACCAUGGCUGACAAGAGCGCCAACCUGGCCUUCAGCCUCUACCACACGGUGGCCAAGGAGAAGGGCCUUGACAACAUCCUGAUAUCCCCUGUGGUGGUGGCCUCCUCCCUUGGCAUGGUGGCUCUCGGGGGCAAGGCAUCCACCGCUUCCCAGGUCAAGUCUGUCCUCAGCGCUGAUGCCCUGAAGGAUGAGCACCUGCACACAGGCCUGUCAGAGCUCCUGACUGAGGUCAGCGACCCCAAGACCCGGAACGUCACAUGGAAGAUCAGUAACCGCCUCUACGGCCCCAGCUCGGUCACCUUCGCCGACAACUUUGUGAAGAGCAGCAAGAAGCACUACAACUAUGACCACUCGAAGAUCAACCUCAGGGACAAGAGGAGCGCAGUGAACUCCAUCAACGAAUGGGCGGCCAAGUCGACAGACGGCAAGCUGCCUGAGAUCACCAAGGAUGUUCAGAAUGCUGACGGAGCAACGAUCGCCAACGCUAUGUUCUUCAAGCCUCACUGGGAUGAGAAGUUCCAUGAGAAGAUGGUAGACAACCGUGGCUUCCUGGUGACCCGUUCAUUCACAGUCUCUGUUCCCAUGAUGCAUCGCACCGGUCUCUAUAAGUUCCAUGAUGACACAGAGAACAGGUUGUUUGUGCUGGACAUGCCACUGGGCCAGAAGCAGUCCAGCCUGGUGUUCAUCAUGCCCUAUCACCUGGAACCCCUUGAGAGGCUGGAGAAGCUGCUGACCCGCAAGCAGCUGGAAACCUGGAUGGGCAAGAUGGAGGAGAGGGCCGUGGCCAUCUCUCUGCCCAAAGUCAGCAUGGAGGUUAGCCACAACCUCCAGAAAACUCUUGGUGAACUUGGUCUGACCGAUGCUGUGGACAAAACCAAGGCCGAUCUGUCCAACAUCUCCGGCAAGAAGGACCUGUACCUCUCCAACGUGUUCCACGCCUCUUCAAUGGAGUGGGACAUCGAGGGGAACCCCUUCGACACCAGCAUCUUCGGAAGUGAGAAGCUGAGGAACCCCAAGUUGUUCUAUGCUGACCAUCCCUUCAUCUUCCUGGUGAAGGACAACAAGACCAACUCCAUCCUCUUCAUCGGCAGAAUGGUGCGACCCAAAGGAGACAAGAUGCGUGACGAGUUGUAAUAGUUAAUGGACAGUUUGAGAGAUACGGUUACUGAUUGAAUCAUGCCAGGAAAUAGUAUGUGUAUUAUGGUUUGACUGUUACCCCAAGAACACAUUCCAAUAGGGCAUCUGUGGACUGAAUAUCUAGACCUACUAUUGUAUCAGACACAUUAAGCACUCCCAGGGAACAGGAGUCUAUUAUGGUAUGACUGUUACCCCAAGAACACAUUCCAAUAGGGCAUCUGUGGACUGAAUAUCUAGACCUACUAUUGUAUCAGACACAUUAAGCACUCCCAGGGAACAGGAGUCUAUUAUGGUAUGACUGUUACCCCAAGAACACAUUCCAAUAGGGCAUCUGUGGACUGAAUAUCUAGACCUACUAUUGUAUCAGACACAUUAAGCACUCCCAGGGAACAGGAGUGUAUACGUUCAAAUAAAUGCUGUUUGGCCUUUACAAUGCGCCAUAAUCAAUAACAUUGUCAGUCUGCAUUUCAAUACAUUUCAGGAAAAAUCCGAACACCACAAGUGCCUUUUUAGAGUACCUGAACAUUGAAUAGCAGACGACCCGACAGCAUGCUUAUAUUAAGUAUGAUCUCUCUGAUUUUUGCCUUCCAUAAAAUCAGACAUUUUCCACCAUUCUUUUCACCAGUAUAGGUUUGGCUCCUCUCUCUUAUUGGGUUUGUGAUAUGCGUGAUUAGUUGCAUUAUCUUUAAUGUUUAAAGAGAAAAAGUUUGUUGCACAAGUGUACUACAAGCUAAUUUCAUGUCAUACUAUUUUCCACUUUCCACCCUGCAAAUUACAUUUCUCAUGCUUUCAGUUGUUUUUGCCUCCCAGCUGCACUGAAACUGUUCCCCUGCAAUCUUUGAUUUGAUUGAAUUAUCUAUGCCAUUUGCCAACCAAACUGUAUGACUGUUGUAGGCAUUUACCACUAAACCUUGGAAUGUUGCCAUAAUGCAAUGUGGUGUCCCUUUUGACUCUUUUUUUUUCAAUAAAAAGAAACCUAAAAUAAA
Molecule: messenger RNA, 2417 nt
Organism: Oncorhynchus kisutch (coho salmon)
Lineage: Eukaryota; Metazoa; Chordata; Actinopteri; Salmoniformes; Salmonidae
Product: serpin H1
Exons: 6
Coding region: 208-1428 (406 amino acids)
Biological process (GO): negative regulation of endopeptidase activity; collagen fibril organization
Cellular component (GO): endoplasmic reticulum
Molecular function (GO): serine-type endopeptidase inhibitor activity
Source: RefSeq, a predicted model, not a curated record